This is a messenger RNA of Scomber scombrus (Atlantic mackerel), 1161 nucleotides long. Its product is annotated as bone morphogenetic protein 2-like. Lineage: Eukaryota; Metazoa; Chordata; Actinopteri; Scombriformes; Scombridae. Gene Ontology annotation, molecular function: cytokine activity; growth factor activity. The coding region runs from base 1 to 1161 and encodes 386 amino acids. Gene Ontology annotation, cellular component: extracellular region. The transcript has 5 exons. The record is from RefSeq and is a predicted model, not a curated record. Gene Ontology annotation, biological process: SMAD protein signal transduction.
AUGACAGCAGGAGCUUCUCUGCGCGUAUGUCUCGUCCUCGCUCUCCAGCUGAGAUGCGUCACCCUGCUCGCCAUCCACAGAGGGACGGCAGGGAAACACGAGGGUCCGACAAAGACUGUGAGCGAGAAACUGGACGCGUUGCUCCAUCUGAAGGAUUUACCUCGAGGUCCAGCCUUGGUUCCUCGAAAGAAAGCGCCUCAGUUCAUGUUGGAUUUUUUUAACGCGGUGACAGUGUCCGAUGGGACGCCGAAGAGCCAAAAGGAGCUUCUGGAGGGAAACAUAGUGAGGAGUUUCGAGGAUAAAGGACAUACUGGAGAGAGGUUUCACUUUUUCAACCUGUCGUCUUUUGGGAAAGAGGAGAGAAUGAUUAAAGCCGAGUUUCGCUGGUUCAGAAAGAAACAGAAGUUGUACCUCGGAAAGUCACACGGUCCUCAUUUCUACAAGGUGGAUCUGUAUGAGGUGUUGGACAGCCGAGUGAAACCAUGGAGAGGAAACCUCAUCACCUCCAGACUGGUGCCUCUCUACACACAGGGAUGGGAAGUCUUCAAUGUCACUCAAACGGUGUCGAAAUGGAUCUGCAACAGCCAGGAGAACAACGGCAUCCUGGUGGUGAUAACACUUCCUUCAGGUAACUGGAUGGAGUCUGUGGUUUCUUCAUCUAAGCAGAAGCUGGCAGACACAAAUGCCUACCUGGUCAUAUUCUCAGACGACGGGAGGGCAGGAGCCUCAAAUCAGUCAUACCUGGGACAAGUUCAACCUGCAGCUGCAGCACCUGAGCUCCAGGAGCACAGCAGCAAAAGGCGACGCAGAGCUCCAGAUCUCUUACCCUAUGGUCGCUCCCAGUCCUGUCAGCGCGUUCCCCUCUUCGUUGACUUUGAGGAGAUCGGCUGGUCAGGAUGGAUCAUCUCUCCACUGGGUUACAACGCCUACCACUGCAAAGGCUCCUGUCCGUUCCCACUAGGAGGAAGCCUCAGAGCAACCAACCACGCCACGGUGCGCUCCAUCAUGCAUGCGCUCAAGCUCUCUGUUGACGAAGUGGAAGCACCAUGUUGUGUGCCUGACAGACUCCAGUCCAUCAGUUUGUUAUAUUUUGAUGAUGAGGAGAACGUGGUUUUGAAGCAGUAUGACGACAUGGUGGCAUUGAGCUGUGGUUGUCACUGA